UCUAGUAGGGUGUCCGGCGGGUUCCCGGGGAGCGGGUGAGCGAGGUGCGGCCUGCCGGGUCACCUCCUCCUUCAGCCGGCUCUUCGGGCUGCCAUGGCGCUCCGGGGCAUCUCUGUAGUGGAGCUGGCCGGCCUGGCCCCUGGUCCGUUCUGUGGCAUGGUCCUAGCGGACUUCGGGGCGCAGGUGGUGCGAGUGGACCGACUGGGCUCCGCCGGCGACGUGAGCCAUUUGGGUCGGGGCAAGCGGUCGCUGGCUGUGAAUCUGAAGCAGCCGCAGGGAGCGUCGGUGGUGCGGCGCCUGUGCGCCCAGGCGGACGUGGUGCUGGAGCCCUUCCGCCACGGUGUCAUGGAAAAACUGCAGCUUGGCCCAGAGAUUCUGCGCAAGGAGAACCCAAAGCUUAUCUAUGCCAGGUUGAGUGGAUUUGGACAAUCAGGAAAAUUCGCUGAGAGAGCAGGUCAUGACAUCAACUAUUUGGCUUUGUCAGGUGUGCUGUCUAAACUGGGCAGAAGUGAUGAGAACCCAUAUGCCCCGCUGAAUCUCCUGGCCGACUUCGCUGGGGGGGGCCUUAUGUGUGCCCUGGGCAUCGUGCUGGCUCUCUAUGAACGCGCAUGUUCUGGCAAAGGGCAGAUCAUUGAUGCAAACAUGGUGGAAGGGACAGCCUAUCUCAGCUCUUUUCUGUGGAAAACUCAAGAAAGCGGUCUGUGGGAACAGCCUCGAGGCUACAACUUGCUAGACGGUGGCGCCCCUUUCUACACGACCUAUAGGACAGCAGAUGGGGGGUUCAUGGCCGUUGGCGCCAUAGAGCCCCAGUUCUACAAGCUGCUCAUUCAGGGACUUGGGCUGCAGUCUGAUGAACUUCCCAGUCAGAUGAGUAUAACUGAUUGGCCAGAAAUGAAGAAGAAGUUUGCAGAUGCAUUUGCAAAGAAGACAAAGGCAGAGUGGUGCCAGAUCUUUGACGGCACAGAUGCGUGCGUGACUCCGGUUCUGACUUUUGAAGAGGUUGCCCAUCAUCGUCAUAACAAAGACCGGGGCUCAUUUAUCACAGAUAAGAAGUUGGGCACAAGUCCUCGCCCCGCACCCCUGCUGUCCAAUACCCCAGCUACCCCUUCUUCCAAGAGGGAUCCUUUUGUCGGAGAACACAGUGAAGAGAUCCUUAAAGAGUUUGGGUUCAGCCAGCAAGAGGUUGACAAGCUUAAGUCAGAUAAAAUUAUUCAAAGUCAUAAACCAAGAGCUAAUCUCUAAGUUCCAAGCCCCAUAGUCUAGAGUAAUACAUACAAGAGUGUGUGUGUAAACUUGAACCAGUAUCAUAGUGAUCUGUUGCUUCUAAUUAAGGAACAAGACUGAUUCUGAUUGUACAGCAACGAUUGAAUCUUGAAAAUGGCUUUGGGCUAUUUCACUUUAUACUACAUAUGUCAGUUUUCUACCUCCCAGUUUACUUGAGAGAUUAUAUUUGACGUUAAAUUGCUUAAAUACUUAUACUUUAAAUGAAUUAAUAUAUUGCUUUUUAUUAAAUAAAGCUUU
Molecule: messenger RNA, 1521 nt
Organism: Condylura cristata (star-nosed mole)
Lineage: Eukaryota; Metazoa; Chordata; Mammalia; Eulipotyphla; Talpidae
Gene: AMACR
Product: alpha-methylacyl-CoA racemase
Exons: 5
Coding region: 94-1242 (382 amino acids)
Biological process (GO): bile acid metabolic process
Cellular component (GO): mitochondrion
Molecular function (GO): alpha-methylacyl-CoA racemase activity
Source: RefSeq, a predicted model, not a curated record